UGAUUUCUGGGAAGAGGAGAGGAUGAGGAUCGUAGUUAGUGCCAAUGCAGCUAAAAAUUAAUGUGUGCAAUCCGAGCUCGGUUAAUUUGUGAUGAAUGAAAAUCCAAAUAAGUGCAUGUGCGUGACGACAGGCAGCAGCGGCCGGCUCUGAAAUAAUCAAAAGAUAUCGAAAACUUCGAAUAUUAGUCACUUUAAAGCGGAGUUGUUUGCGCAGUGGGAUCAACUUUUAAUUUUAAAGGUACCAACGCACACAGAUACUCGGCCGCAGAUACAUCUGGAUGUGAGUGUGAUAUUAUGUGAAAUAAGAGCCGUAUAUGUUUACUAUGAAGAUUAAAAAAUAUGUAACUCCUGUAAAAAGAAAAACUUUCAACAUAGUCCAAUGGACUUCACUCCUGUGUAGUCUUUGGCUACUCCCCACUGUACAAAGCAAAUCCGAUGACAAGGCAACUGCGAAUUUCGAAUAUAGACUAGAGAACCGAUUGGAGAAUCUUUACCGAUUUAGCCAUCAUGUAUAUAAUGUUACCAUACCAGAGAACAGUCUGGGAAAGACUUAUGCUAAGGGAGUACUGCAUGAAAGACUGGCCGGCAUGAGAGUUGGCUUGCACUCAGAGGUUAAGUAUAGGAUAAUUAGUGGCGAUAAGGAUAAGCUGUUCAAGGCCGAGGAGAAGCUGGUGGGGGACUUUGCCUUCUUGGCGAUCCGAACCCGAACCAACAAUGUGGUGCUGAACCGCGAGAAAACCGAGGAAUACGUAAUCAGAGUGAAAGCACAUGUACAUUUGCACGACAGGAACGUGUCGAGCCACGAGACGGAGACGAAUAUUCACAUCAAGGUCCUGGACCGCAACGAUCUCAGUCCGCUCUUUUACCCCACUCAGUAUAAUGUGGUGAUUCCGGAGGACACGCCCAAAUAUCAGAGCAUCCUGAAGGUGACCGCCGACGAUGCGGAUCUCGGCAUCAAUGGCGAAAUCUACUACAGCCUGCUCAUGGACAGCGAGUACUUCGCCAUCCAUCCGACCACAGGGGAAAUCACCUUGCUGCAGCAGCUGCAGUACGCCGAGAGCUCGCACUUUGAGCUCACAGUGCUGGCCUACGACAGGGGCUCCUGGGUCAACCACCAGAAUCACCAGGCCAGCAAGGCCAAGGUCAGUAUUUCGGUAAAGCAGGUCAACUUCUACGCCCCGGAAAUCUUCACAAAGACCUUUUCAAGUGUCACGCCCACCUCCAAUCCCCUGAUAUACGGGAUAGUCCGAGUCAACGACAAAGACACGGGGAUUAACGGCAACAUUGGGAGUCUGGAGAUUGUGGACGGAAAUCCGGAUGGCACGUUCCUCCUGAGAACUGCGGAGACCAAAGACGAGUACUACAUCGAGCUGAACCAGUUUGCGCAUUUAAAUCAACAGUUUUUUAUCUACAAUCUCACCCUGCGGGCCGAGGACCUGGGCACCCCUCGCCGAUUCGCCUACAAGUCAGUUCCGAUACAGAUAAAGCCGGAGAGCAAGAAUGUACCAAUAUUCACGCAGGAGAUAUACGAAGUCUCGAUUCCGGAAACGGCGCCCAUCAACAUGCCUGUGAUAAGGCUGAAAGUGAGUGAUCCCGACCUGGGGAAGAACGCUUUGGUCUACCUGGAGAUCGUGGGCGGUAACGAGGGCGACGAGUUUCGCAUCAAUCCCGAUUCUGGGAUGCUGUACACUGCCAAGCAGCUGGAUGCGGAGCGCAAGUCCAUGUACACCCUGACAGUCUCGGCCAUCGACCAGGCGAACGUGGGCUCAAGGAAACAGUCCUCGGCCAAGGUGAAGAUCAACGUUCAGGACAUGAACGACAACGAUCCGAUCUUCGAGAAUGUAAAUAAAGUAAUAUAUAUUAACGAAAAUAAUCUCGCCGGCUCGUUUGUCGUUAAACUCACUGCCAAAGACAGGGACUCUGGCGAGAACUCGUACAUAUCCUAUAGUAUUGCCAACCUGAACACUGUGCCCUUCGAGAUCGAUCACUUCACCGGAGUGGUGAAGACCACGUCCCUGAUAGACUACGAGACGAUGAGGCGAAACUAUGAGCUUAUUAUCCGGGCCUCGGACUGGGGCCUACCCUAUCGCAGACAGACUGAAAUAAAGCUCUCGAUUGUGGUGAAGGACAUCAAUGACAACAGACCCCAGUUCGAGCGGGUCAACUGCUACGGAAAGGUCACUAAAUCAGCCCCCAUGGGCACUGAGGUUUUCGUGACCUCCGCCAUUGAUUUCGAUGCUGGGGACAUGAUAUCCUAUCGCCUGAGCGACGGCAACGAGGAUGGCUGCUUUAGCUUGGAUCCCACUUCCGGUUCGCUAUCCAUUGCCUGUGAUUUGAUGAAGGCCGCCAUGGGUAACCGGGUGCUCAAAAUCUCGGCCACCGAUGGAACUCAUUUCUCCGAUGAGCUGAUCAUCAACGUCCACCUGAUGCCGGACGACUUGAGCGGAGACGCCGGUGUGUUGCACGGUUAUGGAUCCUUCGAGUGUCGCGAAACGGGAGUGGCCCGCAGGCUGGCGGAGACCAUGGCUUUGGCGGAGAAAAACAACGUAAAGGCCGUCUCCCAGUCGGUUUUCAGUGACCUGUCCCUGACGCCAAGUCGAUAUGGCCAAAAUGUCCAUCGCCCGGAGUUCAUAAACUUCCCCCAGGAGCUGGCCAUAAACGAGAGUGUGCAGCUGGGGGAAACUGUGGCUUGGAUCGAGGCCAAGGAUCGGGAUCUGGGCUACAAUGGGAAGCUGGUGUUUGCCAUUUCCGACGGCGACUACGAUUCGGUAUUUCGCAUCGAUCCCGAUCGUGGUGAGCUGCAAAUCAUUGGCUACUUGGACAGAGAGCGGCAGAAUGAAUAUGUCCUCAACAUCACCGUCUAUGACCUCGGUACGCCCACCAAAGCCAACUCGAAAAUGCUGCCCAUCACCAUCCUCGAUGUGAACGACAAUCGUCCUGUUAUCCAAAAGACUCUUGCCACCUUUAGGCUGACUGAGAAUGCCAGGAUAGGGACUGUGGUACACUGCAUCCAUGCCACCGAUGCCGACUCUGGAAUCAAUGCCCAAGUGACCUAUUCCCUGUCCGUGGAGUGCAAUGAUUUUACGGUCAACGCCACCAAUGGCUGCAUCCGCCUGAACAAGCCACUGGAUCGCGAGAAGCAGGACAAGUAUGAGCUCCACAUAACGGCCAAGGAUGGUGGAAAUCCAGCCUUGUCCUCGGAGGCAUUGGUUUAUGUUUUGGUGGAUGAUGUGAACGACAAUGCCCCCGUGUUCGGUGUCCAGGAGUACACAUUCAAGGUGCGCGAGGACCUGCCGAAAGGCACUGUGCUGGCCGUCAUCGAAGCUGUGGACGAGGACAUUGGUCCCAAUGCCGAGAUCCUCUUUUCCCUUAAAGAAGAAAACCAGGAGGAGGAACUGUUCAAAAUCGACAAGCACACAGGGGCCAUAAGGACGCAAGGAUUCCUGGACUAUGAGAACAAGCAAGUCCACAACCUGAUUGUGAGCGCCAUCGAUGGCGGAGAUCCUUCACUCACCUCCGAUAUGCCCAUAGUGAUCAUGAUCAUUGAUGUCAACGAAAACCGAUUUGUCCCCGAGUUCGAGGACUUUGUGUACGAAGGCAGGAUCAGGGAGAACAAGCCCAAGGGAACGUUUGUGAUGAAUGUCACUGCCAGGGAUUUGGACACCGUUGAUUUGAAUUCCAAAAUAACUUAUUCAAUCACAGGCGGAGAUGGGCUGGGUAUUUUUGCAGUCAAUGAUCAAGGAUCCAUUACUUCCUUGUCGCAACUCGAUGCGGAAACGAAGAACUUCUAUUGGCUAACACUGUGUGCUCAGGACAGCGCCAUUGUGCCCCUCAGCAAUUGUGUUGAAGUCUAUAUACAAGUUGAAAACGAAAACGACAAUAUUCCCCUGACCAGCAAACCAGUUUACUAUGUAAAUGUAACCGAGGCCAGUGCAGAAAAUAUUGAAAUCAUUAAACUGCAUGCUGUGGAUCCGGAUAUAGAUCCCACACAAACCAUUUCCUACAAUAUUGUUUCAGGAAAUCUGGUUGGCUACUUUGAAAUUGAUUCCAAAAAAGGAGUUAUAAGAACCACGGAGCGCAAACUCGACAGAGAAAAUCAAGCAGAGCACAUCUUAGAGGUGGCCAUAUCGGAUAAUGGAUCUCCUAUGCUGUCCUCUACUUCACGAAUCGUUGUAACCGUUUUGGAUAUUAACGAUAACAGUCCAGAGUUCGAUCUGAGGGUCUACAAAGUGCAAGUUCCUUCCUCGGCUACGGUGAACCAGUCCAUAUUCCAGGUGCAUGCUAUCGAUAGUGACGAUGGGGAUAAUGGUCGCAUUACAUACUCCAUCAAGUCGGGAAAGGGUAAAAACAAGUUCCGCAUCGAUAGCCAAAGAGGCCAUAUAUACAUUGCAAAGCCCUUGGAAUCAGAUAAUGAGUUUGAGAUCCACAUUAAGGCCGAGGACAAUGGGAUUCCUAAGAAGAGUCAAACUGCUCGGGUCAAUAUAGUGGUAGUUCCAGUCAAUCCAAACUCACAGAAUGCUCCAAUAAUUGUAAAGAAAACCACGGAUAAUUCUGUCGAUUUGACGGAGAACGACAAGCCGGGUUUUUUGGUGACACAAAUUCUAGCCGUUGAUGAUGACAACGAUCAGUUGUGGUACAACAUUUCCAGUGGCAAUGAGGAUAAUUCUUUUUAUAUUGGCCAAGACAAUGGAAAUAUUCUGCUGUCCAAGCAUCUAGACUAUGAAACGAAAAAGUCCUAUAAUCUAACCAUCAGUGUAACGGAUGGAACGUUCACCUCGUUCACAAACCUCCUCAUCCAAGUGAUAGACAUCAAUGACAACACUCCCAAGUUUGCCAAGGAUGUCUAUCACGUGAACAUCUCAGAAAACAUUGAAGAGGAGUCGGUUAUAAUGCAACUCCAUGCCACUGACAGGGACGAGGAUAAAAAGUUAUUCUAUCAUUUGCACGCCACUCAGGAUCCCUCAUCGCUGGCCCUGUUCCGUAUCGAUUCCAUAAGCGGAAAUGUCAUCGUCACCCAGAGAUUGGAUUUCGAAAAGACAGCCCAGCACAUACUGAUUGUUUUUGUCAAGGAUCAGGGUGCGCCUGGCAAGAGGAACUAUGCCAAGAUUAUCGUGAAUGUCCACGACCACAACGAUCACCAUCCGGAGUUUACGGCCAAAAUAAUUCAGAGCAAGGUGCCGGAGAGUGCGGCCAUUGGAUCCAAGUUGGCCGAAGUGAGGGCCAUAGACCGGGACAGUGGCCACAAUGCGGAGAUACAGUACUCCAUAAUAACUGGCAACGUGGGCAGUGCCUUUGAGAUCGAUCCAACCUUUGGCAUCAUCACUCUGGCCGACAGCCUGAACAUCAACAAGAUUCCGGAGUAUAUGCUGCAGGUUAAGGCCAUGGAUAUGGGCAGUCCACCGCUGUCCUCUCAGAUCCCAGUGCACAUCAUCGUGACGAUGUCGGAGAACGAUCCGCCAAAGUACUCCACCAAUAAUAUAGCUAUAGAAAUAUACGAAAACCUGGGAAUCGGAACAUUCGUCACUCAGGUGACAGCCCGCUCAUCCUCAUCCAUAUUCUUUAAUAUUGUUUCCGGCAAUGUGAACGACAGCUUCCGAAUCAAUCCUUCCACGGGAGUUAUAGUUAUUAAUGGAAACAUUGACUACGAAAUAAUUAAGGUUUUCAACCUGACGGUUAAAGGCACCAAUAUGGCAGCAGAGUCUUCUUGCCAGAAUAUAGUUAUACAUAUCUUAGAUGCUAACGAUAAUAUUCCAUAUUUCAUUCAAAACGAAUAUGUGGGAGCUUUGUCUGAAUCGGCUGAAAUAGGAUCCUACGUACUCAAAGUACACGAAUCAAAAGACCAUUUAACUUUACAAGUCAAAGAUGCUGAUGUCGGAGUUAAUGGAAUGGUUGAAUAUCACAUAAAUGAUGAUAUUGCCAAGAGUGUUUUUAAAAUAGAUUCCACAACCGGAGCCAUAGAACUUUUAAGACAUUUGGACUAUGAAAAAAAUACAGCCUAUACAUUUGAUGUUACGGUUAGUGAUAUGGGAAAGCCAAAACUACAUUCCACCACAACUGCCCACGUAACCAUACGUGUGAUUAAUGUUAACGACUGUCCACCAGUUUUCAAUGAAAGAGAACUGAAUGUAACCUUGUUCCUGCCAACUUUUGAGAAUGUUUUCGUGGCUCAAAUAAAAGCCAGCGAUGCAGAUAACGAUACUCUGCGAUUCGAUAUUGUGGAUGGAAAUUCGAACGAAUGCUUUCAAAUUGAUAAAUACUCCGGAGCUCUUACCACAAGAAACUUUGAAAUACUCAAUAAUGAAAACGAUCGGGAAUACAACCUGCAUGUCCGUGCCUCUGAUGGCAUUUACUCUGCCAUUUUAAUUGUUAAGAUCAGGGUUAUUGUGGCCAUGGACACCAACUUUGUGUUCCAAAGAGAUUCUUACAGGUUUUCUGCCAUUGAAAAUAACACCAAGGUGGCCACCAUCGGUUUGGUCAAUGUGGUGGGCAACUCCCUCAAUGAAAAUGUCGAGUACCGCAUCCUGAAUCCCACGGAUCUCUUCGAAAUCGGCAUAAGUUCUGGGGCUCUAAAGACCACAGGUGUUAUUUUUGAUCGCGAAGUGAAGGAUCUGUACAGACUCUUUGUGGAGGCCAAGUCGGAGUUGUAUGAAGGAUUAAAUGCCAAUGUCCGCAGAGCAGUAACUUCUGUGUAUAUCUCGGUCCUGGAUGUAAACGACAACUGUCCGUUGUUCGUCAAUAUGCCAUACUAUGCCACUGUUUCAAUAGACGAUCCCAAAGGUACCAUUAUAAUGCAAGUUAAGGCUGUGGACUUGGACAGUGCAGAGAACGGAGAGGUCCGGUACGAAUUGAAGAAGGGAAAUGGUGAACUCUUCAAGCUGGAUCGAAAAACAGGAGAACUGUCCAUUAAACAACAUGUAGAGGGUCACAACAGGAACUAUGAACUAACUGUGGCUGCCUAUGAUGGGGCUAUAACGCCAUGUUCCUCAGAAGCACCUCUUCAAGUUAAGGUUAUUGAUCGUUCUAUGCCUGUGUUUGAGAAACAAUUCUACACUGUAACCGUCAAGGAAGAUGUGGAAAUGUAUUCGGCCCUUUCCGUCUCCAUUGAAGCUGAGAGUCCCUUGGGCAGAGAUCUAAUCUACACCAUAUCUUCUGACAGCCAAUCUUUUGAAAUUGAUUACAAUACAGGAUCGAUUUUUGUGGUUAGUGAACUGGACUACGAAGUAAAGAACAGCCAUGACAUUGCCAUCCGAGCCACUGACAGUCUGUCUGGGGUUUUCGCCGAGGUUGUCCUCUCAGUUUCCGUAAUCGACGUCAACGAUUGCUAUCCCGAUAUUGAGAGUGAUAUCUACAAUAUCACCAUACCCGAGAACUCUUCGUUUGGCACUCAGAUUUUAAAAAUCAAUGCCACUGACAAGGACUCGGGGGCGAAUGCUAAGCUUUCCUACUACAUUGAAUCCAUAAAUGGGCAAAACAACUCCGACUUGUUCCACAUUGAUGUCUCAGAUGGUAACUUGUAUUUAAAGACGUCCUUGGACUAUGAACAGGCCAGUUCCCAUCACAUUGUGGUUAAUGUUAAGGACCAUGGAUCGCCCUCUCUGAGCUCGAGAUCGAAUGUUUUCAUAACAGUGAAAGACUUGAAUGACAAUCCUCCUUGCUUUGUGGAGCCCUCCUACUUCACCAAGCUCUCUGCGGCAGCCGUUCGAGGACAGUUCGUGGCUCUGCCCAAGGCCUACGACAAGGAUGUUUCCGAUAUUGAUUCGCUGGAGUACAAGAUUGUCUAUGGAAACGAAUUGCAGACCUACAGCAUUGACAAGAUGACUGGUGUCAUAUCCUUGCAGAACAUGCUCAAUUUCACCGACAAAAGUAGCACUGUUUUGAAUAUAUCCGUAUCGGAUGGAGUGCAUACGGCAUAUGCCCGCCUUAAAAUAUCCCUCCUACCGGAAAAUACGUACAGUCCGCAGUUUGAAAAGAGCAUCUAUGAGGCUAAAAUUCCAGAGAAUUUGUUACAUGGUCAUAAUGUAAUCACGGUCACUGCCACGGAUGGAGAUUUCGGUCCCUACUCGAACCUUUAUUAUGAAAUAGUAUCCGAGGAGAUGAAAAAGUACUUCGUUAUUGAUCAAACUACAGGUGUGAUCACCUCGAGGGUUACAUUCGAUCGGGAGAAAAAGGACGACUACGAGGUGUUGUUGAAAGUGUCGGAUGGUGGAGGAUUGUUUAGUUUUGCAACUCUGAAGGUUUCCAUUGUGGAUGUCAACGACAAUGUUCCCUAUUUCCCACUGAAAGAAUACAAAAUAGUAUUGAGCACGGCAACGGAGGUCAAUAAAACUAUUUUAACUGUCAAAGCCAAGGACGACGAUAUUAAUGAGAACGGGGCCAUAAUCUACAAGAUUGUUCAAAAAUCGAUUGAUGAAGAGCUAAAUCGUUUGAUUGAGAUCAAUGAAGGUAAUGGGGAUAUCAUCCUGAAACGAGAGCCUGGCAACUAUGGAGCUGGUUCAUAUCAGUUUUUCGUACGGGCUUCCGAUGGCGGAGAUCCAAAGUUUCAUUCCGAAGUUCCUGUUUCCAUCGAAAUAAUCGAAACAGAUACCCCUAUUCCGGUGUUUGAAAAGCCUCUAGUCCAUCUAAAGAUCAUCGAAUCGACGCCUCCGGGAACUGUCCUCACCAAGCUGCACGUAAUCGGAAACUUUACCUUCAAGUUUGCGAUAGCAGCGGAUCAGGACAACUUCAUGAUCUCGGACAAUGGUGAACUGAUCCUCCAGCAAACUCUGGACCGGGAACAGCAGGACUCUCAUCACUUGAUUGUGGUGGCGGAAACGGCCACUGUGCCUGUCCUCUACGCCUAUGCAGAUGUCCUGAUUGAUGUCAAUGAUGAAAACGACAAUUAUCCCAAGUUCGACAACACUUUCUACAGUGUCAGUGUGGCGGAGAACAGCGAAAAGGUCAACUCCCUGGUGAAGGUGUCUGCCACGGACGCGGAUGCCGGGCCAAAUGGCAAUAUCCGGUAUUACUUGGAGAGUGAUUCGGAGAACAUACAAAACAUAUUCGACAUUGACAUCUACACGGGGUGGAUCACAUUGCUGACGCUGUUGGAUCGGGAGGUUCAGUCGGAAUACAACUUCAAAGUGAUUGCAGCGGACAACGGGAGACCCAAGCACGAUGCCAAAGUGCCGGUGACCAUCAAAAUAGUGGACUACAACGACAAUGCUCCUGCUUUUAAGUUGCCCAUCGAGAGGUUGUCGGUUUUGGAGAAUGCCCUGCCAGGAACAGUGCUGGUCAACUUAUUGCUGAUCGAUCCGGACAUCGAGAAGCAGGAGAUGGACUUUUUCAUCGUCUCCGGCGAUAAGCAGGCUCAGUUCCAGAUUGGCAAGAGUGGCGAGCUGUUUAUAGCUAAACCCCUGGACCGGGAACAGAUCAAGUUCUAUAACCUGAGCGUGAUUGCUACCGAUGGGAAGUUCACGGCUAAGGCCAAUGUGGAGAUCGAUGUGAUGGACAUCAACGACAACAUGCCCUUCUGCUUGAAGCCUCGAUAUCACAUAACCACCAAUGAAUCCACUCCCAUUGGCACCAAACUCGUGGAGAUCAAGGCGGUUGACUUUGACCUGCAGAGCAAAUUGCGUUUCUAUCUUUCCGGCAAGGGAGCCGAUGACUUUGCCAUUGGUAAGGAGAAUGGAAUCCUGAAAGUGGCCAGUGCUCUGGAUCGGGAAACGAAUGCCAAGUACAAGUUGAUUGCCCACGUCCAGGAUGGCAAGGAUUUCAGCCAGGAGUGCUUCUCCGAGAUAAUCGUAACCGUUACCGACGUAAACGACAACAUUCCAGUGUUUUCAAUGAACCAGUACCGGGUAAGCGUUCCCGAGGAUGCCCAACUGAACACCUUGAUCACCAAAGUGCACGCCGUGGACAAGGAUUUCGGAAUCAAUCGACAAAUAAAGUACUCUCUGAUGGGUGAGAACCAUGACUUUUUCAGAAUUUCCAAAACCACCGGAAUCAUAAAGUUGGAAAAGAAUCUGGAUCGAGAAACCAUAUCAUUGUUUAACCUCACGGUCAAGGCUGAGGAUUAUGGCAUCCCGAAACUACAUUCCAUUGCCACCGUAGUCGUGAGCAUUUUGGACAUUAACGACAAUCCUCCGGAGUUCAGCAUGCGGCAGUAUUCUUGCAAGGUUUUCGAAAACGCCACCCAAGGCACAGACGUCUGCAAAGUGUAUGCGGCUUCUAUAGACAUCGGCGUUAAUGCCGAUAUUCGUUACUAUAUAAUGAGCGGCAACGAGCAGGGAAAGUUCUCCAUGGAUUCCGUGUCCGGCGAUCUAACGCUGAACUCCAGUUUGGACUACGAGAUGUCCAAGUUUUACUUCCUCACCAUCCAGGCCAUUGAUGGAGGCACUCCACCGCUCAGCAAUAAUGCCCACGUCAAUGUUUCCAUCCUGGACAUCAACGACAACAGCCCGAAGUUCCAACAAAACCUGUACCGUGUAAAUGUCAAUGAGGAUGUUCUGGUGGGCUCCAAGAUUCUGGAUGUGAAUGCUACGGAUGAGGACUCGGAUGUGAAUGGCCUGGUGACCUACAGUAUUGAAAGGGGCGACAACAUAGGUCAGUUUUCGAUUGAUAGGAAAAACGGAACCAUAGCCAUCUCAAGGCCUCUGGAUCGCGAGACCAUUGCCAACUACAACCUGGAGAUUCAGGCCUGUGAUCAGGGAACUCCACAGCGUUGCAACAUUGUGCCGGUGACCGUGAAUGUCCUGGACACGAACGACAAUGCCCCACUCUUUUCCAGCGCCAACUACAGUAUUAUGCUCCAGGAGAACCGGCCACUGGGCUACGUGUUCCUUACCUUCAAAGUUUCCGAUGCAGAUGAGUCGCCCAAUACCACGCCGUAUACGUUUGACAUUCGUUCCGGCAACGAGGGCGGACUAUUUCGAUUGGGCCAGGACGGCUCCCUGAGCACUGCCGCUCGUUUCAACCACAAUCUACAGGACGAGUUUGUGAUCCAGAUACGGGUCUUCGACAACGGCACUCCGCCUUUGUACUCCGAUGCCUGGGUGGUGAUCAAAAUUAUCGAAGAGAGCCAGUACCCGCCGAUCGUUACCCCACUGGAGGUCAACAUAAACUCCUUCGAGGAUGACUUCUCUGGGGCGUUUAUUGGCAUGGUUCACGCCACCGACCAGGACAAGUACGAUGAGCUGAGCUUCGGCCUCCAGGCACUGGUCUCCGGCCAGAACGAAACGUAUCAGAGCUCCAAACUCUUUAACAUUUCCAACAAAACCGGAAAGAUAUAUGCCAUCUCGAAUCUGGACAUUGGUCUCUACAAGCUGAAUGUUUCGGUAUCGGAUGGAAAGUUCCAGGUCUUCUCGAUUGUCAAGAUCAAUGUGGAGUUGGUCACUAGCGAAAUGCUCAGGGAAUCGGUGGUAAUCCGCUUCAGUAGAAUCUCCGCCUCAGAGUUCCUUCUCAGCCACAGGAAGACCUUCAUGCGCUCCAUUCGCAAUAUAAUGCGCUGUCGACAAAAGGAUGUGAUUCUGAUCACCCUGCAGGAGGAGACUCCCAGGCACUCGGUCGCCAGACGCCACAGCCGCUCCACGGGCACCAAUUUGAACGUGGUUUUCGCGGUGCGGAAGCAGCAGAUCAUCCCAGAUUCGGAUGAGUUCUUCACCAGCGAGGAGAUUCGCCAGACGCUGAUUGACAAGAAGAACGAGAUCGAGAACGAGACGAAUCUGGUGGUGGAGGAAGUGCUGCCAGACACCUGCCAGAGCCAGAAGAACGCCUGCGUGCAUGGCGAGUGCCGGCAGGUUCUCCGUAUCCUUAAGAGCAAUGUGACCACAACAUUCACCGAUGUGAUUAGCUUCGCUGCUCCCUCGUACAACCAGGUGAACAGGUGCGUCUGCCGGCCGGGAUACGAUGGAAAGACUUGCAAUGAGACGGUGAACGCCUGCUCCUCGGAUCCCUGCUCUCCGCAAAGGAUCUGCCUGCCCUCCGGCUCGGUUCUGGGCUACCAGUGCGUCUGUCCGAAGGGUUUCUCGGGUGCCUACUGCGAGCGUAAGUCCUCGCCCUGCAACAACGAGUCCUGCGACAUUGGCCUGUUUACCGCCGUCUCCUUUGGAGGAAAGAGCUACGCCCACUACAAGAUCAACAAAAUGAAGGCCAAGAUGGCUCUGGAGAACGAAUUCUCGUACUCCCUGCAGAUCCGUACUGUCCAGCAGAGCGGUACCCUGCUGUACGCCAGCGGCAAGGUAGACUACAACAUUCUGGAGAUCAUCAACGGUGCGGUGCAGUACCGCUUCGACUUGGGCUCCGGUGAGGGAGUGAUCAGCGUGUCCAGCGUCUACAUCUCCGAUGGGGAGUGGCACGUGAUUAGCCUUGAGCGUUCCCUCAACAGUGCCAAGCUGAUGGUGGACAACAAGCACGUCUCGCAUGGCAGUGCCCCCGGCGUCAAUGGCAUCCUGAACAUCCAGUCCAACGACAUUUUCGUUGGCGCCGAGGUUCGUCCCCAUCCGUCGAUCAUCGGCUACGAGGAUAUCCAGCGGGGAUUCAUCGGCUGCAUGGCUAACAUCAAGAUUGCCCAGGAGUCCCUGCCGCUCUACAUAUCCGGUGGCAGCACCAUCGCCGCCCUCAAGAGAUUCACUAACGUAGAGUUCAAGUGCGAUCCCUCGAACGUGCUUCAGGUCCUGGGCAUUUGCGGCUCCCAGCCGUGUGCCAACAGCGGCAUCUGUAAGGAUCUUGGCGGAGAGUCCUUUGAGUGUGCCUGCCAGUCCCGCUUCUCGGGCAAGCAGUGCGAAAUCGAUCUCGAUCCCUGCUCCUCCGGACCCUGUCUGUUUGGAGGACGCUGCGACCACCACGGGCCAAACAACUACACCUGCACCUGCCCCAUCCACCUGUCCGGCAAGAGGUGCGAGUACGGAAAGUUCUGCACACCGAAUCCCUGCAAGAACGGAGGAAUCUGCGAGGAGGGCGACGGCAUAUCGCACUGCAUGUGCCGAGGAUACACGGGCCCCACCUGCGAAAUCGACGUGGAUGAGUGCGAAAACCAGCCGUGUGGCAACGGGGCAACCUGCAUCAACGAGCCGGGCAGUUUCAGGUGCAUCUGUCCCUCCUACCUGACCGGGGCCAGCUGUGGAGAUCCCCUUUACUCCAACUCGAUAUCCACGAAGCUGAAGAACUUCUCCCUGGAGCACAUCAGCGGCAUUAUUUCCGGCAUCACUGUGGUGCUGGUCGUGAUCAGCUGCGCCCUGUGUUGUGUGGUCAUUCGCAGGAAUUCGUCCGCCAAGCGCAGGAACCGUCUCGACCGGGACAAGAACAAGGCAUCCUACAAGGAGGCGAAUCUUAACUCGCUGGUGGACAAGGACAACUACUGCAAGUCGAAUGUCAAGCUAAGCAAUCUGGAGGUCAACCAGCGACCCAUCAGCUACACAGCAGCUCCGAACGACAGCCUGUUUCUGAGCAACAACAGGAACUUUGUCAACAACUUGGACAUCUUGAGGAGCUAUGGAUCGGCUGGCGAUGAGCUGGAGAAUGUGCCAUUCGAGUACCAGAAGGUGAACCGAAACAAACAGCAUGUGAACAUCAAUACUUGCCAUUCCGCGGAUGGAGAAAAUAAUGGCUACAAGCAGGAGUGGUGCGAGCAAAUGCACUUGAGGACCUUCUCUGAAAAUAAACUUAAUAAUGAACUCAAGAGGGACUAUGGACCAUCGGUGAGCCGCUUCUCGACCGGGAAACUCAUCCAAGUGGAAAUGCCAAAUGUAUGCCACUCCUCUGGUGCUGGGAACUUUGUCGAUUACUCCGCCCUGGCCAAUGGGCAGUACCAUUGGGACUGCUCUGACUGGGUGCGCAAGAGCCAUAAUCCUUUGCCGGAUAUAACCGAGGUGCCCGGAGCCGAAAUAGCCGACUCCUCCAGCUUGCACAGCAACGACAGCAAUGAGUCCAAGUCGAAAAAAGCCUUUUUCGUUCACAGGGAAGAUGGAGAUGUGGAUCCGACAAGGGAUAUAGCCGCUUUAAAUGAGGAUAUCGGAUCCGAGUACUUGGAUUCGGAGGCCGAGAGCUGCUUGGAGCCGUUUAUGUUGCCCAGAUCAAAUAAUCAGCCGCUUUCAAGACUGAGUUCUUUUAAUAAUAUCGAGAAUGAAGACUAUAAAUCAAAUACAGUGCCUUUACCGUCGACACUUAGUCAUUCGUGCAAAGUAUAUUUAAGACAUCCUGAUUCAUAUUUGCCAACGAUGCAUUUUCCAAGUGAAACGGAUGGGGAAAGCUCUUUGAACGAGGGACCCAUUUCAAGGAGGGAAACUAAAAGCCGAAGAACAUUAAGUGAGAAUUCAGAGGAAGCGUUCCUAUUUCCAUGUGCUGGCGGAGAAAUGGGCUCCAACAGCAAUAUUUCAGUUCGUCUUUGUGAAAUUGAAGAUUCUGAACUGGAAGAAUUUUUGCCACAACAACAGAAAAACAUUUAAAUGACAUGCUUAGCUAUAAGAACUAAUUUUUACAUUUUUUAUUUUGUUAGAUACUAAUUUCCAUAGGAACUUCA
Molecule: messenger RNA, 14494 nt
Organism: Drosophila bipectinata
Lineage: Eukaryota; Metazoa; Arthropoda; Insecta; Diptera; Drosophilidae
Gene: kug
Product: FAT atypical cadherin kugelei
Biological process (GO): homophilic cell-cell adhesion
Cellular component (GO): plasma membrane; catenin complex
Molecular function (GO): cadherin binding; calcium ion binding
Source: RefSeq, a predicted model, not a curated record